Molecule: messenger RNA, 3285 nt
Organism: Gambusia affinis (western mosquitofish)
Lineage: Eukaryota; Metazoa; Chordata; Actinopteri; Cyprinodontiformes; Poeciliidae
Gene: adgrg2a
Product: adhesion G protein-coupled receptor G2a
Exons: 15
Coding region: 128-2917 (929 amino acids)
Biological process (GO): cell surface receptor signaling pathway; adenylate cyclase-activating G protein-coupled receptor signaling pathway
Cellular component (GO): membrane
Molecular function (GO): G protein-coupled receptor activity
Source: RefSeq, a predicted model, not a curated record
AACUAGCAACAAUAACACAUUGUCCUAUAAUGCCUUCACAGUCAUUGACAAUAAAACUGUCUACAAUUCCACAACACCAAGCAACAAUCACACAGCACUGUAUAUUGCUACAACAGCCAGUUACUUAAUGGAACACAAUACAACAACUAGCAACAUUCAUACUACAGGCCAAACAUCCAACAGGAGUUACUUACCAAAAAGCAAUGCUACGAGCAGCACCUAUUUAACAGAGCACCAAGUUACAACCAGAAACAAUCAUACAACAGGCUAUGAAGCUACUCAACCUAGCAUCAAUUUGACAACCCCACACAAACCAAACACGUCAAGCAACAAUUACACAACAAAUCCAAACAUAGCAACCAUCUCCAGCAAUUUUACAAAUAUGUAUAAUACUACAACUGCAUCACCCAAUAAUAACCCAACUAGCAAAGCUGUAGCAGUACACAACACAACUAAACAUGACGAUUCCACCACUUUGUACACUACAACUAAGUCUCCCAUCAAUUACACAACAGCAACUGAACCUUCUCAUAAGGCAACGACUUUCUUCAACGUGACUAUUGCACCAGUUGUAGAACCACAACAAAACACAACCUCUGCCAAAAGCACAACAGUUGUAGCAGCUACGACAAAAGUUACCAAUACUACGCAUCCACACUUUAUUACAGAGAGUAGGACUUCAGUUUUUGACAACACAAAACCAACAGAAGCUUCUUUUAUUAACCGGACUGAAAACCAGACCACAGUCAGUGUGACUCACUUGACAACUGUACACAAAAAUGACAGCAGCUCCACCGCAGUUGUCAGCACUAUUCAAGAGAAUAAACCACCAAGUUACAACUCAGCGACUCCUGUCAUUGCUGCCACUGCAUCUACAACUACGACCACUCACAAUCCAACAAAUAAAAGCACAACUACAACUAAAGCGUCUUCAUCCUCUACGAAAGCAACUCUCCCAACCACCCAAACUACAACAACCACAGUGGCCAGAACUACUUUGACAUCCACUGUGAAUUCCAGUACAUUUGCAAAAAGUAAGGAGGAGCAGGCAAAUCAGUUGUUGAAUCAAACAGAAGAUGUGUCUAAGCUAAACUCUUCUCAGGUGUCUAAAUUGUUGGAUGACCUGGAGGAAAUUCUGGCGGGCCCAACUGUAUCUCAAUCAGUGGGACAAAAAGUCCUUGAUUUCAUAAGCAGCCUCAUCAAUGGUGACCCAGAGGUUCUGUCCGGAUCAACAAAUAGACUGAUUCAUAUGGUCGAUAAUUUGGCUCUUAAGCUGGAAGUCGCCAAUGACAUCGCCGUCUUGUCCUCAGCCUCUCUGGUUCUGGCAGUAAAGACAGUGGACUGGACCAACUUUCCUCAAACCUCUGUGGAGAUUUUAGACAUCAAUGAUGUACAGCUCCGAGGUGUCAGGAGGUCCCGGGUCAAAAGGUCAGCUCCUGCUCUGGGUUCAGUUGACUUGCCCUCCUCCCUAACAUCGGGUCUCAGUCAUGAAGAGAAGCAGCAGGCCAGCAGAGUCCAGUUCACUUUCUACAAAAAGAAUUCCCUCUUUAAGGAUUCCGGUUUAGACAACCGAACGGCUGUCAGUCCAGUUCUCGGGUCCAGUGUGGCUAAUCUGUCCAUCAGCAACCUGAAGGAGAACAUCACGUUUACCAUCACUCACAGCAAUUUAACUCAAGAUAACGUCACAUCAUGUGUCUUCUGGAAUUUCACAAAGAAAAGCGGUUCGGGGGGCUGGGAUGAUACCGGCUGCUUCGUGGUCAGCGCCACUCCUGAAUACACAACCUGCAGCUGCAAUCAUCUCACCUCCUUUGCGAUACUGCUGGAUUUAUCCAGAGAGGGAAUACCUGACCCUCAGCAGGCAAUGAUUUUGACUUUCAUCACCUACAUUGGAUGUGGAAUAUCUGCGGUUUUUCUAGCCGUCACCCUGAUAACAUAUAUGUUAUUUGAAAAACUCCUCCGCGACAUUCCAGCCAAGAUCCUGGUUCAGCUCUGCUUGUCCCUUCUGCUGCUCAACCUGGUCUUUCUGCUGGACGGCUGGCUGUCCAGCUAUGAAAACGUCAACCUGUGCAUCAGCACUGCCUUUUUCCUGCACUACUUCCUGUUGUCCUCGUUCACGUGGACGGGGCUUGAAGCGCUGCACAUGUACCUGAGCAUCGUGCGCGUGUUCACGCCCUACCUGAGUAAAUACAUGCUGAAGUUCUCCCUGAUGGGUUGGGGUAUUCCUCUCAUUGUGGUGGUCAUUAUUGUAGCAGUGGACAAAAACAACUACGGUCUGGUUCCAAAUGGAAAAUACGAAGAUGGGACGUCUGACAAGUUCUGCUGGCUGCGUAACGACAUCGCCUUUUAUGUGGGCGUGGUCGCCUACUUCCUCCUCAUUUUUGUCUUGUGUCUGGCGGUCUUCAUCGUCGUUAUGGUCCAGCUGUCCCGGAUCAAGAAGCAGAACCCUCACAACCAGUCUCCCAACCGGAGCUCCAUGACCGACAUCAGAAGCAUCAUCGGCCUUGUCCUGUUGCUCGGCCUCACCUGGGGCUUCGCUCUGUUUGCCUGGGGAGAAGCCAGGCUCGCCUUUUUAUACCUGUUCACCAUAUGCAACUCUCUGCUAGGUUUGUUUGUCUUCGUUUUCCAUUGUGCGGUAAAGGAAAAUGUCCGCAGGAUGUGGAAGACGUUUCUGUGUUGCGGAAAUAUGCGUCUGGCUGAGAACUCAGAAUGGAGCCGGACUGCCGUACAGAACAAGUUGUCGGCGGCUACGGCUACAUCGGCUAAUCAACACAGCAACCGUAGCUCCUCCUUUGGCAGCAACCUCACCAGCAGCAACAGUUCUGUGUUUGUGGACAGCGGAAUAUCGGAAAGCUCCAACAGCAACGUUGUCCUCAUUGAGUUUCGCUGGCGGAGCCCGUCUCUGCAAGGCGAACCCUGAUGGGAAGAGAUUAGUGAGGCUGGAAGCUAAUUGUAGAUGAAGUCUUUUAAGAGGUUGAAUGAAGGAGAAAAAUAUUUCAAAGCAGAGGAAGACUGAAAAAAAGACAACUUCUACAGGAAAGCAAGACAUGUCAUUUCCACAAUUAAAUUAGAUAAAUAGACAGACAGAUGACUAAAUAUUUAUUUUUUAAUAAUGCAGGAAGAACAUUAGAAGAGGUAUGGCUUGUUUAUGAUUAGAGCUGAGACUCAAUCGUUUAUCUGCAAGUAAGAUGACAACUGUAAUAGGAGCAUUUUAGCAGUUUGACUGUCAUGAUGCUGCUUUGCUGUCAAUAAAUUUACAUAAUCAUAAUAAAACUGUGCCAAACUCAA